This is a messenger RNA of Beta vulgaris subsp. vulgaris (sugar beet), 1779 nucleotides long. RefSeq lists its product as uncharacterized. The transcript has a single exon. Bases 1 to 1779 code for a protein of 592 amino acids. The record is from RefSeq and is a predicted model, not a curated record. Lineage: Eukaryota; Viridiplantae; Streptophyta; Magnoliopsida; Caryophyllales; Amaranthaceae.
AUGGCACCAACCAAAAACACCCGCGGCAAGCAAGCCUCUAACCAAGUCCCUCGACCGAAGAGAGGCCACUCACCCCCACAUAAUAGGGAGGCUGAGCAGAUCCCCUCACCGGGUCGGAGGUCGCCCACCGUUCAAACUCUGGACCCCCGGUCAGCCUCUCAACAAAUUCAGAAUGUUGAGCCCCAACCGCUCUUUGCGGCCGACAUUGCCCUUAUUACUGCCCAACUCCAAGAAACCUUUCAAAAAGGUAUGAUGGACAUGAUGGCCAUGCUCCAGCAGAGGCAACACCAGCUCAUCCCACUCAAUCAGCCUGAGCACAGAGAGCGCACUAUAGUCCGCUCUCAAAGGGAUCAAAGGGAUGUGCACUCUCGUUCUAAUCGGGAUCAGCAGCCUAGCCGGCCACGAUCCGAUGCGAGGGACCCAAGUCAUCGAGAAAAAGAGAAGUCAGCACGACAGGGGUCGGCCCGUCAGCAUGCGGAGACCCACGUAUCCAAGUCCCCAAGAGGGGGCGCGGGUCGGAAGCCCCAAGACGCCCGGGACUUUCUUAACAAGAAGCGCCUCAGCCAAGGCUACGACGCCCGGGAGUUUCUCAACAAAAAGGCGCAUAACCGAGAGGGUCAUGGGGACUCAGCCCAUUCUCAGCCGCCUAAGCUGACUGGAGUGGGGCUCAAGUUCCUGAUCCCCUUCAGUCAGGAAAUCCUGGGGACCCCAACCCCGGGAAAAAUUAAAACUCCAUUGAUCGAGCCAUUCGCGGGCCUAACCGACCCCGACGAUCAUAUGGCCAGCUACAAAGCUCAGAUGAGCGUUCAGACCAGCUGUGAGGCCACCUGGUGUCAUUUCUUCCCCACCACCCUCAAAGGUCGUGCCCUCAACUGGUUCCAAGAGCUCCCAGCCGGGGUCAUCACGGACUUUGCCAUACUUGAGCACCUCUUCAUCCACCAGUUCGUCGCUGGAAAGAGACAAAGGAAGACCAGCCUCCACCUCAUGGGGGUGAUGCAGGACAAGAAUGAGCCCCUGGCGGACUACAUUAAGAGAUUCAACGAGGAAUCCCUCAAAAUCACCGACUUGCAAGACGCGGUUGCUUUUGCCGCCCUUAUGUCUGGUCUUCAACCAGGUCGGCUCAGGUGGUCUUUGGCUGAGAAUGAGGUAAAAACCUUCUCGGAGGCCAUGCCUAGGGCCCAGAGAUUUAUCCAAGCAACGGAUAUCUGUCGUCAUUCAGACGAAUGGGGCAAGAAAAGGAAAGAUGAGGGGAACCAUAGGGAUCAGCCUAAAUAUCAGAGAACGGGAGGCCGAGGGGACCGGCUUACUGACAACGGCAAUGAUCCUCGGUUCAAUAAAAAUCGGAAAGAAAUCUAUUUUGACAUCAGGAACAAAAAUUGGCUUCCUAAGCCAGCACCCAUUCGGACAUCGUCGUCUCGAAGGAACAAGAGCUUAUGGUGCGAUUACCACAAAGAAUGUGGGCACACCACCAAAGACUGUAGAGAGCUCAAAAAAUCCUUGGACGGUUUAGCCGACCAGGGAAAGCUCAAUCACUACCUAAAGCACUCGACCAAGGAAAAGGGGAAGCAAAAGGUGGGUCAGUCGAACAGCGGGGACACUGAAGGGUUCAUCGGUGUCAUCGCAGGAGGAUUCGCGUCGGGAGGCCUGACCGGCCGAGCACGCAAAGCCCACCUCCAAAAUAAACCUCAAGCAUCAAGUGCUCGAUGUCCAGCUACCCCGACCCAGCUGCCCGGUCAUGACCUUUGGGGAACCCAGUCGGACGUUACAUACGCCACAUGA